AUGUAGCAAACUACCAAGAAGAAAAUUUUGAUUCAUGGAAUAAAAAAUACAAGUCACUUGAAAAUAAAUCAAGGCGUGGCUAUAAGUCUUUAAUAACGUGGGUACAAUGUGACUAUUGUAUUAUUUGAUUUCGAUUAGUAAAUGAUUAGAAGUUUGCGUUAAAAUAAAGUCACUGUGGCUUUGAUGGCUCCUUUGACUAAGGAGUAAUUGUAAUUAUGGAAUCAAAGGCAAUAAGAGCAAACUCAAGGUCCUCCAAUUAGCUUGAAGAUGUGGAAUAUCGCUAUGAACUAUGUGAACUAAGUCUUUGUUGACUAGAUUUCGUUUCUCUCUCACCUAAAGGAUCAGAAUUACGACAUGAUUAUAUUUGAGCACAUGCUUUAUCAGUAACUUAUAGUAAACUACUUAGAAAUACCUAUUGCAGUUUAGUUGAUGAAUGGAGCAAUCGAACAAGACUUGGCAGUCAAAUCAGCAGAGCCAUUUAUUCACUCAAGUCAUUUUAAUCUAGUCAGAUAUCUUGUGUUCAAGUAUCAGAGACAUUUAGGUUAAUUUGCUGAGAGAUCAACCGUAUUAGCCACAACGAUGCUUUAGCACACAAUUAAACUGUGGAUUUUGGUGUAUCAACUCUAUGAAACUUUACCAGAAAAUCUUUAGCCAAUCAUUACCCCUAAUAGAUACUAAAACUUGACUCUCAUCUUAAAUGUAGAGGGUAACAAUCCUCCAAUGUCUAUUUCCCCAGAUGUCAAAUACAUAUUUCCCAAGUUCAAGCAGCAAAUCAGUGAGAGAGAUAAACAGCUUUCACCAGAGCUAUAGAAAUUCUAUCAUAGAUUCAAUAAAAUAGCAUUGAUUGCAUUCGGUACAGCUAGUUCACUUUUGCCAUAUCAGCUUAAAUAAAUGCUACAAAUUAUGAAGCAGAUGUCAAAUAAGGGAUGGGCAUUCGUUUAUGCCAGUUAAGUAGAAUCACUUCCCAUAAAUAAAAAUGAGAGAGAAGCCUUCUUCAAGAGAUAUCCUAAUAUUAUCCAGAUGAGAUUCGUACCUUAGCAAACACUACUCGAACAUCCUAAAACAAAGGUGUUCAUAAAUCAUGGAGGAUCAAAUAGUGUUUAAGAAGCAAUGGAGGCAUAAGUACCAAUGAUUAUUAUCCCAAGAUACAUUUUCGAUUAAGACAUGAACUGCCAUAACAUUGAGAAUAAUGGUAGAGGGCUAUGCUGCUUAGACAUGCUAAAGAUUCCUUCACUUCUUGAUUAAAUAGAUAAAAAUCCAUAAUUUAAAGAAAAUACUAAGGGGCUUUCAGGAGCAAUAAAGCUAAAGCGCUAAGAUGAUUAAGACUUUGAGUAUUGGAUUGAUUAUGCAUUUGAAGUUGGAUAUGAGUAGUUUAGAGUAAAGUAGUUCUCUAAAAUGGCUAUUCAUAGAUUUAUUGAUAUGGACGUUCAUCUUGUGGCUUACUCACUACUGCUUUUGGUAAUUUUCACAAUCAUUAAAGUGUUCAUUAAAAUGGUUAAGAUGAGUUUCAAGUUUUUGAUUACGACAUAUAGAAGGUGA
This is a messenger RNA of Stylonychia lemnae, 1539 nucleotides long. The record is from the annotation of a GenBank genome assembly. NCBI's taxonomy places the organism in Eukaryota, Ciliophora, Spirotrichea, Sporadotrichida, Oxytrichidae.